UGUCAGAGCUUUGUGCUCAUCAUACAGCAGUCCGCCGCUCGCUCUCUCUCUUUGUCCUCAAGGCGACUGCACGGUCCGCCUGAAUGUAACGUUAGAUAUUUCUUUUUUUUUGUAGUGGAGAGUAUUUUGAGCCAUCUAUUUAAAGACUGUUAAACGAUCAGAAGAGUUCAAAGAUGGUGUUAGUACACGUUGGAUACCUGGUUCUUCCAGUUUUCGGCUCAGUACGAAAUAGAGGAUCUCAGUUUAACAGGCAUCAGCAUAGCCAUGCUACCUCUUGCCGGCAUUUCCACGUAGGCCCCCAGGCCCAGAUCCCUGUUGACUUCCCAAUGCCCCAUCCAGGACAAUCUCAGACGGGGAUGAACCCGCACCUCGCCCCGACGCACCAGCCAGCCGCCCCGCUCCAUCCUCCCCUCAGCCACAUGCCAGCGCCACAGUUCCAGGACAUCCAAGGCCCCCCUUUCCUACCUCAGGCUUUACACCAGCAAUACCUCAUCCAGCAGCAGAUCCUGGAGGCACAGCACAGGAGGAUCCUUCCACAGCCCAGCAGACAUGCCCAAGAGAGAACGCCCCACCAUCCCCAGACGCUGCGCCCCCCCUAUGAAUACGCCCCUUCUAUCCAUGUCCCUCCUCCUCCACCUGUCCCACAGCAGCCACGCUACCUUGCUGAAGGAACAGAUUGGGAUUUGAGUGUGGACCCUGGACUGCCUCACCCACAGUACCACGUCCCUCAGCUCCCUCAGCACUAUCAGCACUACCUGGCCUCUCCCAGGCUGCACCAUUUCCCCAGGAACGCAUCCUCAGCACAAGUGGUUGUCCAUGAGAUCAGAAACUACCCAUAUCCGCAGUUACAUCUGUUGACCCUGCAAGGCCUCAAUCCCUCUCGCCAUGCCACCGCUGUGCGGGAAAGCUACGAGGAGCUUUUACAGCUGGAAGACAGGCUCGGUAAUGUGAACCGAGGGGCUGUGCAAACCACCAUUGAGCGGUUUACAUUCCCUCAUAAGUACAAAAAGAGAAGACCACUGGAGCUGAAAAUAGGGAUGGAUGAGGAUGAGCUGGACACAGACGAGAAGUGUACAAUAUGUCUGUCGAUGCUUGAGGAUGGAGAGGAUGUGAGGAGAUUACCCUGCAUGCACCUCUUCCAUCAGGCCUGUGUGGACCAGUGGCUUGCGACCAAUAAGAAGUGUCCCAUUUGCAGGGUGGACAUUGAGACGCAGCUGACUCCGGACAGCUGAUGUCUUCUGUAGCGCCGGUGAAAACCCUGCCCUUUCUCCCUAUCCCUUCUUGGGUACUUUGCCAAAUGUCUGUCUCUCCAUCACCUCUCACCUUUGACCUUGCCUUCUGAGCCAACCGAAGACGUGAAGCAGGUAGGAUUAAAGACAAACCACGACGCAAGCGAAAAUGGAAAGGAGCGGGAGGAUUCAUGGAGAAAGAAUGUUCAGAUCUGUGCGAGCGUCCAAGGCAGCUUUCAGUGGGACUUCAGUGGGCUUUUGCUGAGUCUGUCAAUGAGAUCCUGUCAAGGUCCCCUGCAUGCACCUUUCUGUGUAUUUAGGACAGUAAGCGCAGCUCCUGGAUGAUCUCGACUGCAGAUAACCUAAAGCUUUUUCCUCCCUCACAAUGUUAGAGUUGAUAUUGCAUUACGACGUAAAUAUUACGAGAGCCUCUAAAUUUCCAAACAUUAGAAGUAGACAGUCGUGUAUCUCAGAUGUACUGCAGUCUUCUGUGGCGUAGGGGAGUGCAGUCGAUCAACUCAAAGUAUUCAGAAUGAGCACUACAUGGGAACAGUCCACGAACGGGGAUGGUACGUUGCGUUAUUGUGAAAUGUAAUGAGUAGAUUGGGAGGUGAAGUGGAUUUCAAACAAAAUCCAAGUAAGCAACAUGUAAGGAUAAUCUUGUUCUCACAAGUCAAGUAAUCCAACUGUAUGAAAUGAUACUAACAAACAAUCCUUAACUGUAAUUAUCAGAAGUGAUGCUUAAUGUACUUUCUGUAAUCAUGGUGACAGCAAGGCCAGGCUUGACUUAAGCUGUGACAGUAUGUAUUUGUGCUUGUGAAAAAUCUCCAUGCUUAGAAAAGUAUCUUCAAAAUGCAUGUUCUGUGAGUGGCCGGGGCUUUUGAUUUGUUUUUUGUUUUUGUUUCUGUUUUUUGUUUUUCUUCUUUGGGAACAUACCGGAUAGGACGGACGGUUCGUGCAUGAGAGAUAUCUUACUAAUUCUGAAGACACUGUGUUCUCAACUUGUCACUGACGUAACAAAGAGUGAGAUGUAUACCUUAAUGCCUGUAGGACAAGCACACAUUCUAAUAGCAACAGCCUACUUCUCAGUGUUUCCAUUAGCAAUGUAAGUGUGUGGUAUCGCUUGAACGUACAGUAUAUGUAGAGUUACUCAGCUAAGAAAGCAGCUCUAACGUCAUAUUGUGCAUGAAACCUGUUGCUGCCAUUUCUGGAGGAGACGAAAAGGGAGAAAAGCCAUUGUUUUAUAGAUACCAAACAUAACUUUUCUAAGCUGUAUUUUUGAGUUGAUUGUUUUCAUUCUUCCUGUUUUGUUCUUCUUCCUCUUUCUUUCUUAUUUUUUGUUUCCCUUCUAUUGAUGAUUAUGCCAACCUAGCUGUGGGGCUGGUUCAGCUUCUCACCAUUUCAAAUAAGUAGCUGCAAUGCUGGAAUAAUAUUUAUUGUUGUCUUAAUGUAGCUAGCUGUUAUUUUUGUAAAUGCACUAUAUUAUGAGGUUGCCUGACUUCGAUGUGAUUGUGAAUUUUUCUCUCGUCCCUUGCUUAUGCAUUUGCACUCAGUGACCUGUCUCUUUGACUAGUGCUAAAACGUGUACACUGCGGUCCUCACGGUAUACUCCAUCCAAAAAAUAGAAAAAGCAGUAGCAUAGCCUGACAUUGACCAUUUAGCUCCACUUGUAUUACAUGCACAGCAUUCGUUGAACCCUCAUUGGUUGCGCUUAAAUGUAUGUGACUUUAUGGCUCGGUAGCAUUUCUGAAGAGAAUUUUGACAACAAUGCACUGAAAUGCCAUAAUGCAGUGACUGACGUGUGCUCGCUUCUGUUCUUUGCCAACUUUCCCAGGUGUCCACUUCGAGCAUUGUGCUGAACUGUGCAGCAAAGAAGUGGAGAACGUUUUUAUAGAGGCCUGUUUCCGCCAGGUAGAGGAGAAAACAAUGUGUUUUUUUCCUUCCUUUUCUGGUUUUGGAAGCAGUAAUGUCAACAAUUCGACUUACCUUGAAAGAAUGACUUAUUGUUUAUUUGCUCAAAAUAAUGACUUAUUUUCUCACAAUCUUGAUUUAUUAUCAGUGUAAUGACCUAUCCCAAAAUAGAUUUAAAGUCAACCUGAAAUUAAAGUUGACUCUUUUUUCCUUGUUAGUUUAUGGUUCUGUUUUGCAUGAUUUGUCAUAUAAUGUCACAUGUAAAGGACACAAUUCUUGUUUCUUCGUAAUCCUUCAUCAAAACGAUUUUUGCCUGCCUCUAAAACAUCUUCUGAGCUUUAAUUACAUCAUCGUACACCAGCAGGGGAGGAAAUUGAUAUGAACCAAUAAUAGCAUGUGUUAACCCCCCUCCAACCACCCGGGCAAAAAUGCUCAGCUAGCCCAGAGACCCUUGGAAAAAAAAAAUUGACAGACAAUUUGAGAACUAUUAA
Colossoma macropomum (tambaqui) is the source of this 3631-nucleotide messenger RNA. RefSeq names its product ring finger protein 165b (gene ark2cb). NCBI's taxonomy places the organism in Eukaryota, Metazoa, Chordata, Actinopteri, Characiformes, Serrasalmidae. The record is from RefSeq and is a predicted model, not a curated record. The transcript is spliced from 8 exons. Gene Ontology annotation, molecular function: ubiquitin protein ligase activity; zinc ion binding. Bases 174 to 1232 code for a protein of 352 amino acids.